AUGAGCAGCAAAUGGAUCUCUGGGGGAGAUGACUGCGGUGUUUCCUGCCCGGGACUUUCCCCCUUCAACCAGCGAGUGUUACGGCUAAUUCCCAUUUGCAGGUUCGCAUACAUUAUUUUAACAGCGACAGAAGUCUCAACCCUUGCAUCCCUUUUCAAAUUUCAAUUCACGCCAGAAUAUCUGCAAAGCUUCAACUAUCCCCGAGAAACACUGCAAUGGUCAUUUGGGCUUGAGACGAAUUCAGCGGUCUGGGUCGGUCUUGCGCUCCUUGGUAUAUUGUUGAUCAAUCUAUUGCCUGUCAGAGUAUAUGGUGAGAUCGAGUAUGUUUGUGGAUGCAUGAAUAUGGUAGUCAUUGUCUCGAUUAUCUUGUUUAAUGUGAUUGUCAGCGCACAACGUACGGAGCAACAGGGGACACAUGCUUUCCAGUUUUAUCAGCAGCCGUGGGGAUUCUUCUCCAAUAGUACACAUACGGAUCCUGGUGCCAGAAAUUAUACCUUUACGGGCGGUAAGAAAGCUCCCACACUACUCCAUCCGGGUUCUGAUUUCUGUACUAAUACCAUGAUUAGAUACCGGCAGACUCAUCGGAUUUUGGAGCGCUCUAAAUACCAUUUUAUUCUCUGUUCAGGGACUCUUUACAGUUUCAGUUACAGCUGCAGAAAACAAGCACGUUGAUAGAGACGAGUCUAUCAAACUUGCCACCCGAAAGAUUGCCCUUCGUGUAAUUCUGCUCUACGCACUUGUCGUUUUCACAGUUGGUCUGAAUGUUCCAUACAACGAUGUAAACCUUCAAGAUACAACGAUCAGCUCAAUUUGACGAGGUCAAAACUCCCCCAUCAUCAUCACCUGCGUCCGUAACGGCGUUGUAGGAUGGCCACAUUUCCUCAACGCAUUCUAUAUCUUCUCAACUUUCUCAACCGGUGUCAAUGGAUUAUAUAUUUCAUCUAGGCUACUCCAUGCACUUGCAAGUGUUAGAAAUGUGUGGCCAAAUACGGGAAGGGGCGCGAGGGUCAAAGGGUGGUUGGAGAGAACCAGUGCCAAGGGCGUCCCCAUCAAUGCUGUUCUUAUUAGUUGGCUUUUUGGAUUCCUGGGAUUCCUGGCUGUUAGACCAUUUCCUGCAAAGGUAUAACACAUACAUUAUAUAAGUGGCAAUUACUUGCCGUGGAUAUUGUAGAUUCUGGGCCGCCUCGCUAUCUUUUCAACAAGCUCGAUGCUUAUUGUGUGUGUAUGCUUGUGUAUCAGCAGCAUUCCUCAUGUUCAAAUCGAGGUCAGUCCACCAGUAUCUCUACAUCUGGCUCAGCUAAACUAGUUCCAUAGAACUACCAAGGGUUUCGCCACAGAGCCUGUGGUUGUACAAAGAAACGGACAAGACGUGUUGAACCGCGCAGCCUCAGAUUAGCCAUACCGCUCCCACUUCCAAGGACUUCGCUCCGUCUACGCACUCCUCAGAUGCUGUCUCUUCAUUAUCUUCAACGGCUGGCGUUCCUUCCUCAACCCUUUCUCCACUGCCGAUUUUCUAGCCGCGUACAUGAGUAUCCCCAUCUUUGUGAUAAUAGUCACACUUUACCAUAUGAAAGAUGAGGCUGAGACGUGGAAAUUUUGGUGUUGA
Molecule: messenger RNA, 1606 nt
Organism: Hymenoscyphus albidus
Lineage: Eukaryota; Fungi; Ascomycota; Leotiomycetes; Helotiales; Helotiaceae
Source: the annotation of a GenBank genome assembly